ACGACUUGCAAACUAAACUGGUGGAACUGGUAGUCGUGGUAUGAACACACGCAAUAACAAGCAGCAAAGCGAAGACAAAAACAAUAACAACAACAACAAGCACAAUCAAACACUUGUCGAUACCAACCACCUGUAGAGGGUUAUGCGACUGCGCACAGACACUUACCAUAGACAACCAACUCGACCACAACAAAAGCGAAGACGGACAGACACACAGACAAGACAGCAAUAGCAAGCAAGUCAAACAGCCAGCCAGCCAAACAGUUUGGAAGGAACUUUUGCCCGUGUUUGUGGCUACAAGUCUUGGUUUUGGUAACAUAACGAAUCAGUGCAACGGCGGCUCUUGAACGGUAUUGUUUGGUUAAACGGUAUGUUUUCCACACGCUAACGGAACGCAUUGAAAGCAAAAAAAAAACUACCGUAGAGGAGAUCAACAAAAUUCAAAUUUUAAAUAAAUUCCCUACUCUUUUUAUUUUUGCUGGGGUAGAGGAAAUACAAAACGAAGUGAAAAAAUUUGUAAUUUUUGUAUUUUAAGAAAAACAGAAAAUAAACCUCAGAAAUCAAGUGUUUUUUAAUAAAGCGAAAUUAAACAAAAAAAUAUCUCCCUGCUCCCCCCGAAAAAUAUCAAUAAAAAGGAGAGCAAACGAAACGAAAGAAGAAAAAAAAAGAGUUGUAACUGGGGAAGAAGUAGAAGAAGAAAAAAAAUUGUUGUUCACAUAAAAUUGCAACAAAAUUUGCAAUCAAACGACGACGUCAAUAUAAACCAGAUUGAAACCCUAAAUAAACGUUGCAAAGAGUAAACGCGCGGUUUUUUUGGCCGUCCUAACCGCACUACCAACCGACCAACAAAAAAUAGUUUUCUCUGUGUUUGUAUUACUUUGUGAAAAACCGGCCGACGGAUAGAAAAAAUAAAAACGGAUAUCACUGCGAGAGAGUCAACCACGUUGUUGGUCGUUGUCGCGCCCGGUCUUUUGUUUUUGUGACUUGGCUCCUGUUGCUGCCAGCCUGCCUGCUAUUCAAUAAAUUAUAGACAUAAAAAGCACCAAAAUGCUUCCGCUUCCUAGAGGAGCGGUAUUGCCACUCCUCUUCCUACUAUGUGCAAUACUCUAUAUAAAUGGCGUCCAAUCCGAUGGAAGAGUUGUCUGCUACUACACCAACUGGAGCGUCUAUCGUCCCGGCACUGCGAAAUUUAAUCCACAAAAUAUUAAUCCAUACUUGUGUACGCAUUUGAUUUACGCAUUUGGAGGAUUUACGAAGGACAAUCAAAUGAAACCGUUUGAUAAAUAUCAGGACAUUGAACAAGGCGGUUAUGCCAAAUUCACUGGCCUAAAAACAUACAAUAAGCAAUUGAAAACUAUGAUUGCCAUUGGCGGCUGGAACGAAGCAUCCACCCGCUUCUCGCCCCUUGUUGCCAGUGCCGAACGUAGACAAAAGUUCAUUAAGAAUAUUCUAAAGUUUUUGCGACAAAAUCAUUUCGAUGGCAUCGAUUUGGACUGGGAAUAUCCGGCUCAUCGUACCGGCGGUCGCCCUCAGGACAGAGAGAACUAUGCCCAGUUUGUGCAGGAGUUAAGAGCGGAAUUCGAACGUGAAGCCGAGAAGACCGGACGUCCACGUUUGCUGUUGACAAUGGCGGUGCCGGCGGGCAUUGAAUACAUCGAAAAGGGCUAUGAUAUACCCAAGCUGAACAAGUAUUUGGAUUGGUUCAAUUUGUUGACAUAUGAUUUUCAUGCUUCCACCGAGCCAUCGGUUAAUCAUCACGCUCCCUUGUAUUCAUUGGAAGAGGAAUCUGAAUAUAAUUAUGAUGCUGAAUUGAAUAUUGACUAUUCUGUGAAAUUCUAUUUAAAUGCUGGUGCUGACCGUGACAAGCUGGUCUUGGGCAUACCCACCUAUGGCCGUUCAUUUACUCUGAUCAAUGAAGAGAGUACUGAGAUAGGUGCUCCCUCUGAGGGCCCCGGGGAACAGGGUGAUGCCACAAGAGAAAAAGGUUAUUUGGCUUACUAUGAGAUCUGUCAAAACCUCAAGGAAGACCCUGAAUGGACUGUGGUCCAACCAAAUCCCAAUGCUGUUGGCCCCUAUGCCUAUCGCCGCAACCAAUGGGUGGGCUAUGAUGAUGAAGCCAUUGUCCGCAAGAAGUCUCAAUAUGUCGUCGAUAAUGGUCUGGGUGGUAUUAUGUUCUGGGCCAUUGAUAACGACGAUUUCCGUGGCACCUGUACCGGUAAGGCGUAUCCUUUGAUUGAGGCGGCCAAGGAGGCGAUGUUGGAUGCUUUAGGAUUUGGCAUUAAUGAAGUCUCCAAACCAAGUGCACCCCAGAAACCAUCGAGGGCUAGAAGUCGUGAAAAUACUUCUUCGUCUCGUAAUAAUAUUGAGGCUACCGAACAUAAGCUGACCUAUGCCGAACGUAAGGCUGCAGGAAAACGUACUGGUGGCGCCCAAGCAACUCGUCAACGUGUACAACAAUCAACAACAACCACUACGACAACUAUUGCCCCCAAGACCGUUCGAUUGACAGAAGCUGAAGGAUCUUCGCUGUAUAUUGGAGGAAGGACCACAACACCACCACCACCCACUACACCUGAUCCAGGAACUGAUUUCAAAUGUGAAGAAGAAGGUUUCUUCCAACAUCCCCGUGAUUGCAAGAAAUAUUAUUGGUGUUUGGACAGUGGUCCAUCUGGUUUGGGUAUUGUGGCCCAUCAAUUCACCUGUCCCUCGGGCCUGUAUUUCAAUCCUGCAGCUGAUUCUUGUGAUUUUGCCCGUAAUGUGCCUUGCAAGACGAAAAAAUCUACCACAGCCGCUCCUGUCACGGCAGCCCCAACCACCAGGACAACAACGACCACUCCCAGACCCAGUCGUGUUACCGCUUCCCUCAAUCGUAAUUCCCUCUUCAGAACCUCAAGUACCACCACCACGACUACCACCACAACCACUGAAGCCCCUGAAUAUCAAGAAUACGAAGAAGAUGAAGAUGAUAACCUACACUUGAACUCCGGCAAACAUGGUGUCGACAAGGAUGCCGAAGAAGAUCCAAAAGUUAUCAAGGAACUCAUCGAACUGAUACGCAAGUUGGGCGGUGUGGAAGAAUUGGAGAAACAUUUGUUACGCAAAGACGAUGGCACCAUUUCGAUUAAAUCGAGCAGCAGCAGCAGUAGUUCUUCGUCUGCACCCACCACGCCAUCGAGCAUUAGCAAAUCACUGUACGACAAAGUGUUGAGCAAACCCAAUGCCCUCAACUCCAUACGCAAUAGUUUGAGAGCCACCAGCAGUAGUUCGUUCCGCACCAAAACCCAAACUAAAACCGUCAGCAAUGUCGAAAGCGAUGAAGAUGAAUUGGUGUCGGAAGAGUCGGAUGCCAGAAAUGCCGGCAGCUCUACCUCGGCAUACAACAAAUAUUCCUCCGUGGUAAGAGGUGGCAAUAGCCGCCAGGGUCCACAAAAUGAGGGCAUCGAUAAAUUGGCCGAAACCGAGGGUUUUCUUAAGGAAAAGAAACAAUACAUUACCAUAACUCGUAAUCGUGGUAGUCAAAAAUCGUCUCGAUCAGAAACAGAAGCUGAAGGCGAAGAGGAUGUGGAAUCCGAAUCGGAAGUGGUUGGUAAGGCUGAAGAGGAUGAAUUGAAAACAACGAAAAAAUCUUCAAGCGGCACAACAUUGACUUAUUCGACAAUACGUCGCAGCAGACCCACAACCCAGGCCAGCACCGAUGUUGAUGAAGAUGAGGAAGUCGUUGAGAAGGAUGUCACGGAAAAGAAACAAUACAGUUCAUUGAAUCGCAAUCGUUCAAGAGUAAGCAGCACCACUACAACGGAACCGGAAACCAGUGAGAUUACCUCAGGAUCCACAAGGUAUAAGUAUUUGGAACGUUCUAGACCAGCCAAGACCACUACCGAAGCUUCUCGUGAUGAUGAUGCCGAUGAUGACGAAGAGGACAAUUUGGAUCAUGAAAAUACGGUACAAGUAAAGACUGAUAAUAAAUCCAGCACACAAGAUAGUUCUACAACAACAACAACUACCACAACAACAACCACCUCCACGAACAACAGUAAUACACAGAAGACCUAUGCCACCAUAGGUCGUAGAACAACAACUACAACCUCACCUGAAACUGAAACAACAGCUACAGAAACAUCAACAACAACAGCUGCCAGUGAAGCAGAUUUGAGCACCACAACAACAGCAACAACAGAGACUCCAAUAACAACAACCACCACUACCAGUCCACAAUCUAUUUUAGAAACUACUACACCUACUGAAACUAUUGUAACAUCCCAUACUGCCACAACCACCACACCCUCAGACACUCCCAUAGCCCAUAGCACCACACCCACAACCAAUACUAACCCUGAAAUUACAACCAAUGAGACACCCUUGACCUCGACGACGACAACGAUAGCGGACGUGACGACAUCUCAUAUCAAUGACAUUUCGGACAUGGACCCUGAAACCGUUGACCUUUCCCUUAAAAUCAAUUCCCUUAUGACUGAAUCCUCCUCCUCUGUUUCCCUAAAUCCUGUAACCACCACGGAGUCUGGCCAAGAUAGUGGUCGUUUGACAACAACAUCGACAACGACGACCAACAGCAAAAAACAAGACGAGGCCGAUGUUAACGAUGAGGUAAAUGUAGUUAUUAAGGAACGUCAAAAGACUGUGUAUAGAACACGAACAAGAAUCACAACAACAACAACAGAGCCCACAACAACCACCACCACCAACACACCCACACAAAGACCAAUAAACACUCGUACUCGUACAACCAAAACAGCAAUAACAACAACAGAAACCCCUGAAGUUGAUACCGCUAGUUCUAGGAGACCUCUGCGAACUAGACAACAGAUUUUACUCAAUCGUUCUUCACAGACAAAAACAACAACAACAACCACAGAAGUGACUCCCACUACCGAAACUGUAAAUAGUGAAUUCCUGGGUACUGUAUCUAGUCCAAGACCAUUUGGUUUUCCCAAAAAACGUACUAGACCGACAGCCACCACAACGACCACAACUACCACAGAGGCACAACCGGCCUCGGUAGAAACCAAAACAAGUGUAGGAAAAUCGACAAAACUUAAAGCGGCCGUGGUCAAUACCCAAAUCAAAAAGGUGAGUUCGAAUUCCAUACUCUCUGAAAUUGUUACCACCAACGAAACGCAAGCAGCUUCCUCUCUCACGGACACCGCCGGCGAGAGUGAGGCGGUCUUGAGCACUAAGCACAACUCUAGUUUUAAUAAUAAUGAUAAUAAAAAUCACGACUCACACGAACACGAACAACAAGAACAUGAGGGACAAGGACACCAAGUAGUUGCCGGUUUAGAGGGUAGUACUGAUGUUAACCUAGAAUUAAGGCAUGAAAAUACACAAGAAUCUAAUCUUAAUGUUAUACCCAAUCCAACAACAACCCCUGCCCCUGCCCCCGCCCCUGAAAAUGAAAAAACUGAAAUUCCCCUUGUAAAUGUAGUUAACGAAAGUGAGGUUAAGAGCGAACAAACAAAUACAGGUAAUGAAAGUGUUAGGAAAGCCGAAGAAACGUCCUCCCAAAAUGUUGGUGAAAUUUCUGCACAACGAGGCCAAGUCAAUGCCGUCGAAGAUAAUCAAGGUGCCUUGGAAUAUCAAAAGAAAUAUGUUAAUCUGAGCCGUUCUCACAGCAAAAAUGAAGAAAAGGGUGAAAAGCAAGAAGAGCUUACGUUGGGCGCCACCACGUCGUCAAUGGAAACUGAGAGCAAAAAUCAUUCGAAGACACAAACUGACACUCAAACUGAAUCCAUUGUAAGCCUUAGCCACACCAAAGAAGAAGAGGAGAGUGUAAAGAAAGAAGAGGCCACGUUGGGCGCCACCACGUCAUCAACUGAAAUAGCAACUCAAACUGAGAGCGGAAGUCAUUCAGAGGCAAGCAGUGGCACUCAAACGGAAUCACUUGAACAGUCUCAGGUUAAUUCCAGCGCUGUCGUUUCUGCGAAGAAAUCAUCCACAGAUGAAACUCAAACUGAGACCGUUAAGAGCGUGGAGGCAAAUUCUGCCACCUUAAGCUCCACGGAUAAAUCGUCAGCAGAUGAAAGCCAUACUGACAGGACUAGUUCCUUGGAGAAAUCCUCAAUGGGCAACACCGAAAGUGAAACCGCAAACUCAAAAUCCUCCCAGAAAUCGGUAACUGAAGAAAGCCAAACUGAAACUCACUCUGAAGAAUUGGGCAGCUCAGAAUCAAGUCGUGAAAAUUCCGGAAAGGCCAUCAAGUCGUACACCACCAUAAAACGUACCCAUCAAACCGCAGGAAAUGAUGCUGCUACGAAUGAUAAUGGUUUCUUCAAGACGAUAACCACCACUACUACCACCGUUACCACCACUGAAGAGUCAGACAAUGGAAAUGGUCUGGGAAGCAAUGGCAAAUCGUAUACCACCAUACAACGUGGAAAGGUCAGAGGUUCCGCACAAAAUGUUGAGGAUGAAAAUAGUGGAUCGAAAUUCUAUAGUAGCACAAAACGUGUCCAAACCACCACCACCGGAAAAUCAGAAGGUAAUAUCUUUGAAAGUCAUGAAACUGGCGCCCAAGGUGAAGUCAAUGAAAAGAAAUCCUACACAACCAUAACCAGGGGUUCGAAUCGCGCUUCAGGAAGCAAUGAGGAUAAGGAGGUACAGAGCGGAUCAAAAUCUUACAGUACCCUAAAACGCACCCAAAGCACAACCACAUCCUCCAAGGGAUCUGAAGAGAACCAAAACUCUACAGAAACCGAUGGACAUGCCGCCCACCAGAUUUCCGAAAAGAAGACCUACACAACUCUAACUCGAGGUUCUAGCCGCCAGGGAGAUAACAAGGCCAGCAAUGAGGCCGAAGAUUCGAAUGACGGAACCAAAUCCUAUAAUACCAUAAAACGUGUACAAACCACUACCACAACGCUUGAAGGAUCCGGAGACCUUGAUGACUCCUCGCUUGAGGCCCAUGGGAAGAAAACUUAUACCACAAUUACCCGUAAUCGUGGUUCUGCAACACAUGCCGAGGAAGAAAACGAAGAGCAUAAGGUAUCAAGUGGAACUCGCACACGCUACUCGAGCACUACCGAAAAUAUACCCUACAAGGCCAUUGUGCGGAAUAGCAGUGGCAUUCAUCUUACCGAAGAGGAAUUGUCAGCCUUUACCAAAAACAAUGGCAAAAAUACCACAACAAUUACAACAACAACGGUUGUGGAAGAGGCAGCUGAGAAGCCUUACCGGGUUAUAUCUCGAGGUGGACAGAUCUAUGAGAAUGCAAGCACAGAAGGACAAGAGGAAACAACGGAAACUGAAACCAAGUCCUAUAAGGAGAUUUCCAGAGGUGGCCAAAUUUAUCAGGCUGGAAAGCAGCAGGAUGGCGAAGAGAGUCAGACUUUCCAUAGCGAAGUGAAGACCACCACCUUUACGAGCCAGGCGGGCAAUAAACCCUACAAAGCCAUAUCAAGAGGAGGACAAACUAAAGUCGAGAAAUCCGAAGAAGUCGUUGGAGGUACAGAAGAAACGACUACCACCAAAACCGAAGAAUCCACAACCACCACCGAGGAAGCAAUUUCCAGCACAACUGUUCAACCUUUAGAUGUGGAAACCACCCGUCGUAUUUUGUUUAAGACUCGAGUUUCAACCACAGCAGCUCCGGAGACUGAAAGCAAAUCGGAAGAAGAGAAGGUUGAGAAAUCCAACAAGAAAACAACUUUCACCUCAAGGACCACAACGGAGAACCUCACCGAAGACAAGCCCAGAAAACGUGUAGUUGUCAAGCGCAUCAAGACUCAAACGGAUAACAAUGAUGCUCAACAAGGCACCACCAAAACCGUAGAUGUCACCGAAAAGGAAGUCACUGAAACCUCGUCGACAGCUACCAUUUCCCGUGGUACCUAUCGUCCCACAGAAAAAGGUGAUCUCUCCUCCCUGCUGGCCUUAGAUUUGGCCAAGAAGCAAGCCAAACAACAACAACAGCAAUUUGGUAAUGGCCAACACCGUAAAUUUGUGAAAAGUGGCACCCAAGCAAUCGAAGAAAAUGAGGGCGAAGAAGAGGUUACCACGCACACGGAAAUUGUCAAUGGCAAACGUCGUACAAUUAUCACCAAAAAGAAAAUCAAAACAAUUGUGAUCACCGAAGAUCUGGAACAAGAAGAAAAAGAGGCAGAACAAGAAAAUAGUUCGAAGAAUUUGAAAUUGAAGGGUGAAACGGGAUCUCUGGAAGAAAGUCGCGAAGAGACAAGCCGGGAAAAGAUAAUAAAUCGUGGUAAAUAUCGACCUGUGGAAAAGGGAGACUUAUCCUCGCUACUGGCUUUGGAUUUGGCCAAGCAACAGGGUAAAACCCAAACGCAGCUGCAGUUUGGUAAUGGCAAGCGACGCAGACCCGUUACCAAAACCAUUACCGAGGAAACGGUGGUGGAGGAAGAAAAUGGCAAAAGACGCAGGCCAGUAAGCAAGGUUACCACAACCACUGAGGAGGAGAAGGAGGAAAUUAAUGGAAGAACACGGGGAGCUGUCAGCAAAUCAUUGGUGGAAAGUUCCAGUGAGGAAGUGCAAGGAAAACGACGAGGAUCAUUUACAAAAACCUCUUCCCAGGAAGACAGUGGUAAGGUACGCAAACCAUUUACCAAGACUAGCGCUGAUGUUUCAACGGAUGAGGAAGAUGGCAAGAAGAAGGCUCUUGGUUCGACCAGCACAACUUCGACCACUGAAGACAUUACCGAAGAAGGCAAACGCAAGACAACCACAACGACCACCGAGGAAUCGGAAGCCUUGGAGGGUGAAGGUAAAAUUCGCAUGACAAUCACCACCACUACCAUUGAGGAAAUUGUGGAGGAUGAAGAUGCCAAAAAGUCGGCAAGCCAAAACGCAACACAAAUUGAAGAGGGUGAAGGACAAAAGAAAUUAAGCGGAUCUAUUACCAAACUUAUUACCAAGGAAGAGGAAACACAAGUCAAGUCCCGGAACAGUGUUGUUACAAGCAGCACCGAACAGAGCGAAGAAGAAAUUGCAAAGAGCAAGUCUAGACUUGCCCAGUCUGGUAGCGAAGAAGACGAUGGCCCAGCUGGCAAGGGCAGAACGCGAACAACUACAACCGCAACCACCACUGUUGAGGAAACAAGUGCCCAAGGUAAUGGCAAAUUCCGCAAACCUGUAGGCAAAAUUUCCUCCCAACAAAGCGAGGCAACUGAAAGUCAAAGCAAUGUGCGUAGGUUUGGAUCCUCCCAGACAAGUGGAAGCAGUGAGGGCUCCAAUGGCCGUAGAAAAGUUCUGGUGCGCAAACGAAUUCAAAAAGUCCAAAAUCAAGGCAACGAAAGUUUGACGAAGUCUCAGGGCUCGGAAACAAUUCUGGAACAAGGUCAACAAAAUGCCACUCAAAUUUCCGCCACGGAAGGUUCGGAUUUAUCAAUCACUAAUGGUUCCGAGAAUGCUACAGUUGCAAGCGAUGAAUCUUUGGAGGCUGGCAGCCAGAAGACCACAAAGACCACUACUACAACCACCACAACCACUGUCAACACCAAGAAAUUUGGGGCUAAUGGCCAAGGAGAUUCCGAAAAUGAAGAUAAAAGACAAGCCAAUCGUCUGCUGUUUAGAAAUCGCAAGACUCAAACGGCUAGCAGCUCCUCAGCUUCUACCACAAAGGAAGAGGAAGUAGUGGAUAGUGGAAAGGUUCAAGCCAAUAGCCAAACCCGCAAGUUCGGCUUUGCCAAUAAUCGUAAAUUCGGCAGUCAACGGACCUCCCAAUCUGAAGAGUCCAAGACGGAUCAGGAAGCAAAUGAAACUGAAAAAUUGGAAAAUGAAAGUUCAGCCAAAACCACAACCUCCACCCGGACCAUAGAUAGAUCCAAAUCUAAGUUCCGCACCUCUCAACAGACUACGGAAACUCGAAAAUCCAGCACUGUUCAGCGACGCGGCAAACCUUCACGCACCAGCCUUUUGGACAGUGGCAAAACCGAGGAAGUUGAUAUUUUGGAGGAUGGCUCGAAACGCAUUAAGACCAUUACCAUUGAGACAAUUCCUACGGGUCCUGGUACGGUGAAAACUAUACGUCGUAUCAAAACGAAAAUCAUCAAGAAACAAGAUCCCAUCUAUGAAGAUGAGGUUGAAGAGGUUGAAACGCCCCCAACGACUAGGAGACCAAAUAUACGUAGCCGUGGUUCUGUAAGAUUCCAGGAUAGUGAUCUCUCUUCGCUGUUGGCCUUGGAUUUGACCUAUAAACAUGCGAGACAACCCCAGGGAGAGCCCAAAGGUCAAAAGCAACGUAGAAAGAUUAUACGACGACCUGAUAUCAUUACCGAAACCGAGGAGAUUGAAGAAAUUGAAACUGAACUGCCCACCGAGGCUCCGAUCACAACCACAAUUACCGAGGUGCAAGAGACCAGAACUGUCAAUGGUAAGGCCCAGCCAACGAAAUUGACAAGAAUUACAAGUACCUCAAAGGGAGAUAAGGCCAAGGAGGAAGAAGUUGUGGAGGAGGAAGAGGUGAAGACGGUUACAAGACGCAACUUUGCUUUCAAACGUCCAACUUCGACCACAACAACUACAGCCGCUCCAAUUACGUUGGAAGAGGAUAAUCAGGAAUCAACAGGGAAGAGGAAUUUCGCCUUUAAAAGACCAUUUGGAAAUGCGGCCGCAAUUGCCAAACCCUUGAAGGCCACCACAGUCAAUCUGCAAUCUGUGGAGGAGAAUCAAACCACAGUGCAAAAGACUAAAGUUCUGAAUAAAUUCAGUAAGUUUGGUAAAGCUCAGACUACUACCACGACAGAAGAACCCACCACGACAACCACAACUACAGAAGAACCCACGACGACAACAACCACCACCGAAGAACCCACCACGACAACAACCACAACCACUGAAGAACCUACCACCACCACCACGACAACGGCAAGACCUAUUACCACCACGUCAACGACCACGACGACUUCCACCACGGAAACUUCCAGUUCAGAAAAUUCGGAUGAUAUCCUAGAAACCGCUGAUUCAUUGGGUCUGCUGCGCAACCAAUUGGCCUUUGCCGUCAACAAGUUGACUGCCGGAGCUGAGGGUGAAAUUAAACCUCCCUCGGCACCGGAUAGUGGUGACCUGUCUUUGCCCAUUUAUCACCGUCGUAAAUACUAUCAAUACUACAAAGAUUCGCCCAUUACCUAUGUCAGUCCCAUAAGUCCCAAUAUCAAUGUGGCUGCAAAUCCCUCCGCCAGCAAUGUUGAUGUGGCCAAACAAAUUCACGAUGUCUUCAAUAUUAGCAACAAUCAUUUGAAUGGAGCCGAGGCGGAAGAAAAUAACGAAGCCUCGGAACAAGCCAAGGAAAUCAACGAAGGAUUGGGUAAUUUUUUAUUGAAAACCCCCGGGUCAAUUUGCUACCCGGGGGAUGCAGCAUUUGAGGGAAAAUUGGAAAAUUCCUCAACUGUAGAAGAGCUGGCGGAUAUUGGUGGUGAAGGUUUGCUGACGGAAACGGAAAAGAAGGUCAAGAUCACUGUGUUGGCGGCCAAUAAUUUGGAAAAGGACAGUUGGAGAAUAGGUAAAACCUUGAGUGCCAAAGCAGGAGAAGAAGGUGAGGUAACGACGAAGGUUAAACAGAAGGUGGAAGAAACUGAGACAUCUCAAAAUGAGCAAUUGCUGGAAUCCGAAUCAAAAUCAACAGCUGAGGAUCUUGCCACGGCCGAAACUUCCAGGAUUCCCAGAAAUCGUCGCUUACGAACCAAACUCUCGGAGACAACUACCGAUACCCAUGAAGAAGAAACCAUAACUGCUGAAACGAAUUCAGUCUCUGAUGAGGAGCAUAGCACCGUGCGACCCCCUAGGCUACCUAUCAAUCGUCGGCUUAGAACUAGACCCACGGAGAGUAGCUCAACCACCACAGAAUCUCCACACGAAGAGGAAGAUGAGAUCACAACCACUUCCACAAAACCCUCCAUAACUCGGCAUCGUUUUGGGCAAAAAUCUCCGGCCAAAAAUGAAGCGACAACCACAACCCAAAGCCCAACAGCCACAACAGAAACGUCUGAGCUAACCACAGAGCCACCGGCCAAGCAAAUUUUACGGCGUCGCUUCAAUACAAAAAGCUCCGCAAACCACUCUCCAUCAACAACGACAACCACAACAGAAACCCCACUCGUAGAGGAAGAUCUCUCGUCGAGUACACCUGCAACGACCACUGAAACCUCAGAGAUUCCCGGUGACAAACCCAAACGUCGCAUUAUUGUCAAGAAACGUAUAAAAACUGUUGCCGCCCCUAAGAAAUCUGACCAAGAAGCUGCCCCCAGUGAGGUGCAUGAAACCAUUUCCGAAGUUCCGAUAACGGAAAGUACAGAUGCCUCCUCCAGCACUGAGUCGACGAUUUCGACACCCAUUGCUGAGGCUUUGACUGUGGAACAACCAAAUUCCACUGAAGCUCCAUUGGAGGCUGCUACUUCCGCCACCCGGGAUGCAGAAAUCUCCUCAACUGAAAAUACAAAACGGAAGAGAAUCAUUGUCAAGAAACGCCUUCCAAUAUCUACGACAACGAUCGCUCCCGCUGAAACGAACAGUAGCUCAACUGAGGCUGCCGUUGAGGAUACUCCCAGCACCACAGUGGCUCCCGCUGCCACUGAAGAUCUCAAAGAAACACCAAUUGAGGUUGUAUCCACCACUCCCGCUCAACCCCUACGACGAGGUCAUCGUUUCGGAAAAGUUAAUCCAACACAGACGACAACAGAAUCUGCACUCUCAACGAACUCCGAAGAAAACGAUAAGGAAACCACAACUACACAGAGAUCCCGCCCUGGCGUGAAUCGUUUACGGCGCCCAACCAAAAGAAUUCCGGCUGCAAGUGAAAAAUCCGAAAUCGUCCUGCAAGAUGAAGAUAUUGACAAGUCGGUGAGAUCAACCACCAAGCGAUCUUUUGUACAGCGUGGCAAAAAAUCGGAAGUCGAAGAGACCGUACCGCGCAGUAGCCUUCGUCCAGCCAAACGUUCACGACGUUUAUUGGUAAAUGGCCAGGCUAGGCCGAUUUUCAAUGACCUCUUGCAAGGAACGACAGAAAAAAGUCGUAAGCGUGUGGAAGCUGAUGAAGAGGAAGAUGACUACGAUGAGGAAGACGACGAGGAAGAGGAGGAAGAUGAUGAUGACGACGAAGAAGAAGUGGUAACCAAACCUACCACCAGAAAACCUCUGGUUGGCAUUAGGCCCAUUGUUUCCCGACCAACAUUUGGAGGAUUGAAUCGCUUGCGCGGUUCCAGUUUCACAACUGAGACAGCCCUCGAAGAGGAAGAUGAGGUCACCGAAGAAGCAACAACAAAACGUACACUACCGACAAGACGUCCCUCAUUCGGAGGACUGAAUCGUUUGCGCGGUUCCAGUUCCACAACUAAGACAGCCUUCGAAGAGGAAGAUGAGUUCACCGAGGAAGCCACAACAAAACGUACACUACCGACAAGACGGCCAGCUUAUGGAGCAUUGAAUCGUUUGCGCGGUUCCAGUUCCACAACUGAGGCGGCUCCCGAAGCUGAGGAGGAAGAUGAGGUCACCGAAGAAGAAUCCACAACAAAACGUACACUACCCACGAGGCGGCCAUUUGGUGGUCUGAGUAGGACUUCAAGUCAAUCUCUGAAUUCCGCACAACGGCCAGCAUUGCGCCCGAAUGGUUUCAGAAGUUCCACAACCGAGGAACCAGCUGCCGUUGAAGACGAAGAAACCACCCGACGCUCUUUUCCCUCCAGGAAACCCUAUGGGGCAAUUUCGCGCGUAACCACAACCACCACUGAAGCUGCUGAGAUUGCAGAGGAAACGGAGGAGUCAACCUCUACGACCACAACUGAGGCAACAACAACAACAACUGAGAAAUCUCCUGAACCUUCCAUUGAAGAGUUCUCGGAAGAAACAACAGAAACGGCGUCGACAUCAACAUCUCCCAUUGAAUCCUCCGAAGCUUCGAUUGAGGUCAUGUCAGGAGAGUUGGGAAAUGAUGAGGAACAAACUACCAUCUCUUCGGAGAAUUCGGCAGCCGAAGAAACUUCCAGUGAAACUCCCGACAAAGAAGAAAUUUCCGCCAGUUCCACGGAGGCAGCUAGCUCUGUCACAACAGAAUCUUCCAUGGCAACAAUGGAAAUGCCUCAGGAUGAAACAACCAUGGAGAGCGUUAAAGCUGAGGAAAAAGAAACAACAUUACCCAGUGUGGAGCUAACGGAAACAACGGAGCAAAGUACCUUGGCCACACCACGGCGUAGGGUGAUUGUUAAAAAGAUUAUCAGGAAAACUUCGACGGCAUCUCCCGUGGAGAAUAAAGAGGAAUCGACGGAAACGUCUACUCAGAUCACACGCCUCAAGUUGGUAACCUCGGAAAACGUUACGAAGACGGCGAACUCUGAGGACACAACACGCCGUGCCCUUGGUGCUGCUUAUCGCUCACGAACCACGGAAUCUAGCGAUCUCUCCACAACAACAGAUUCUACCACUCCAAACUCUGAUGUAACAUCGGGUAAUGAGUCCACAUCCCGACGUUCCUUUGUGGCUGGUUUCCGCUCAAGAGCUACUCAAGCCUCAGAGAAAUCGAACUCCAACACCCAGCUUGAAAACGAAACCACAACACGCCGUUCUUUUGGUAGCGGUUUUCGUUCACGGACCACUGAAUCAUCCCAGGACGCCGCUGCUGACGAAGAAGAGGUAAAAGAAAUCACCACAAAACUUACGCCCCUUGCCAAGCGACCUUUAUUCGCUGCCAAUCGUUCGAGAUUUACAACUAAGGCUCCGGCUGACCAACAACCCGAAGAAUCCAUAGAAGUGGCAACACGUCGUACAUUUGGCGCUCAAUCAAAUCGAGCCACCUUUAGCCGUAAUCUCUUGCGGCAAAGUGAUAAAACCAAUGAGGACCAAGAGGUUGAGAGUGUGACACGCCGAACUUUUGGACAGCGUCAACAAAGACUUAAUUCCAAGACCACCCAGCUUGAGCCUGUGCCAGCCACCCGGGCCACAUUGAAGCCUUUUAAUAAUCAACGGCCACAAUUUGUGAGACCUCGGCCAUUUGGAAAUCGCCAAUUGCAGCCACAAAGAGAGCAGAAUAAUGAUGAUGAGGAUGAUCUCGAUGAAGAUGAGGAGGAUGACGAAAGUGAGGAAUCUGAUUCCAAUGAAGAAAAUGAGGAUGAGGAUCUCGCCCCCAACAGACUUGCCAUAAAACCGAAUUUACAAAAUCGUUUACGUCUCACCACCACCACCACCAACCAAGACAGACGGACUCAGGACUCGGCUACGUCACAAGACUCAGGGCCCCCCACCAAUACUAGACUUAAGACCUUAUUAACGAAUAGAAAUCAUGUUCCCCCAACGAAGCCCAUAUCUACACUACCCACCAACACCAACACCCCAGAACACAACUCAGACUUACAAUCUGAGACGGCAGCUAGCCCAGAACACACUCACACUGCUACUAACCCCCAAACUGUAGAGUCAAGUAGUAGUAGUAGUCGUAGUAGUAGUAGUAGUCGUAGCUCUAAUUCUAACAGCACCGUAGCCAAUUAUUUGAAUAGAAUUCAAAUCAAAACUAACCCUGCACUUAAAUUUAAGGCAUCUAGUCAAGAUGGAAAUGAUGAUAAACCUGAAGAGAAUAUUAACCAAAAUGAUGAUAAGAGUAACGAAGAUGAUUAUGAUCAGGAUGAAGAUGAUGAUCAGGUUGCAGGUCAAGGACCUCUAGAAAAUGAUAAAUCAUUUAGUUCUAAGUCAAAGUUUAAGUAUAAUAACAACAAUAAUGAAAAUAAGGGAGCUAAUCUUGAUGAUGAUUCUAAACGACGUUUUCAGAAAUAUCAGUUCCCAGCUAGAACCACAACAACAACAACAACAACACCAAGUACAACGACAGCAACCAGCACAACUUCGACCACAACUAGGAAACCAUUUGGAGUAUUUAAACGCAAAGAAGUCGUGAAGAAAGACGAAGAUGCUGACAACGAUGAUGACGAGGAGGAUGAAGAUGAAGAUCUCGGCGACGAAGAAGAAGAUGUUCUCAAAGCAAACUCUCAGGUAAAUGAGAAGAGGGCAACCACCAUCAGCACAAAACUUACAGAAACUCAAGCACCCCAACAAGCCGACACCACCACUAGUACUACCACAACUACAACAACAGUACGAACUCCAGGUUCUAGUCCAAGACGCAUCAAAGUCUUGAAAUUCAAACGUCCAUUAUUUACAAAUUCCAAUUCUAAAACCGAUCUAUCAAGUAGUGCUACUAAUUCUACCAACACUGUAUCGGCGGAAGCCUUAGAUAGUCUCAGUAGUGUUAGUGAAAUAGUCGAACACACAAUUGAAGCUCUUACACUAACCGAAACACAAACUGACCCCAGUAGUCGUAGUAGUAGUACUACCCCGGCGAACCCAGUGAGCACGGAAGCAACGCCCACACAGGUCACGCCGAACGUCAAGCGCAUACGCAAGGUUGUGCGCAAGCUUGUGAGGCCCAUAAAUCGUAGCACUGAGGAACCGGAAGUAAGUACCACAGAGGCCACUACUGAGUCUACCACAACGACUAGCACCAGUACAACCACAACAACAACGACGACGACGACGACCGAAAAACCCAUUGUCCCCAGUACCUUAUUAAGUUUGUCCGCCAAGCGGCCCGGUUCCACACGCAUUGGUUUCAAUCGUAGUACCAAAUUUUCCGAUAACAAUGUCAGGGCAAAUAGUGUAGAGGAUGAUGAUGAGGAGGAUGAAGAAGACGAUGAAGAGGGAGAUGAGGAUGAAGAAGAGGAUGAGGAGUUGAGUUUAGAACAGGAAAAUGAGGAUUCUAGGGAAGUACAACCGGUUGUGGUAAAAACCACGGCACGUCCACGUAGUAGAUUUAGUUUACCCUCAGGUUUUAGCAGUGCCCGAAGCACAACGGUGGCUCCCAGUACAACGGGUAGACCUAAGGCACCCUCGUUUAGUUCCACCUAUCGCAAUCGUUAUGGCAGCAAGGCAUUGUCCACACCCAAAACUUUGGGAGCUAGGGUGCCACCUUCACGUUUCAGUUUACCGGUGACAACAACCACCACCACCACGACGACGACAACGACCACGGAAGCUCCACGGGGAAAUCAAAAUGAAGAAGACAACGAAAGUGGUGAAGAUGAUGAGGAUGAGGACGAAGAAGAGGAGAGUGGUGAGGAUGAGGAAGAUGAGACCACGGUGGCAACACAAAUUGAAACCACCAGCGCCGCGCCGUCUGCAGGUGAGACUAGCAUUACAACGCCAUCUACAGAUGAAAGUAGCACAGCUAGCAGCACGACAACCAUAACCACCACCACCAAUGCUCCUGAACCUCUAACCACCACACCAGCCACAAAUGACGAAGUCCUGAUCCUGACCACCACCAUGAAACCCCAAGAAAUGAGUACCGAAAUGCCUUCCGAAUCCACCGGAACCACAAUAAUACCCGAAGAAAAACUGGAAAUUACCACCCUGGCCCCAGCAACGGAUAGUGAAUCGUCGACAGAAACCAAAGAAUCCCUUGCCGCUAAGGAAGCCAAAAAGGCAUUGGAUCUACAAAAACUUCGAGACAAGGUACACAAUGACCUAAUCAAGGAGGAUGGCAAAGAGGGUGUGCUCAGCGAAAAGCUAUUCAAAAAUGGUAAGAAUGAACACCUCACCGAAGCGGAGAAAGAAGAUGCCCUUUUGAAAUUGCGCAAUCGCAUCCAGGAAGAAUUGGCCAAGGCCAAGGAGCGAGAAGAACAUGAAGGUGUUCUCAGCAAAAAGCUAUUGAAUGGCAGUAAUGAAACUGAAAAGGAUGACCCUCUGCUGAAAUUGCGCAACAAAGUCAAAGAGGAAUUGGCCAAGGGUAAUCAGGAAGAAGGUGUGCUCAGCGAUCGCCUGAGACAUCACCACACCACCGAGGAGGUGAUAAUACAAACCGAUAAUCCAUUGCUGAAAUUACGCAACAAGGUCCAACAAGAAUUGGCCAAGGGUAAUCAGGAUGAUGGUGUGGUCAAUGAUAAGUUGAAGAAACUUUUGGAACACAAGACCACCCAUGAGGAAGCGAGCGGUUUUGAUGGUUCCGGUUCGGGUGAUAGCAAUGAAUUGCAGAAGAUACGCAACAAGGUUAAGGAACAGCUGGCCAAGGGUGAUCAAGAGGAGGGUGUAGUCAAUGCCAGAUUGAAGAAGCUACUCGAUCAAAAGAAUUCCAAUACCAAUACAAACAGUUUGGAGGAAGAUGGACAGCAUCAUGAAGAAGGUUCAGGUUCGGGAGAUGACGAUGAUCUGGCCAGGAAGUCCCAUCAAGAAGAUUUGAGUAGUGGUGUGACCACACGUAAGCCAUUUGUGCCCAGGACCAAGCUAAUACCCACCGACAACACUGAGAUACCCGAAACGGAGUCCACAACGACCACCACUACUACACCGGCGCCCAAUGGCAGACCCACCUUCAAGCGUAAGUUAAUUGUCAAGCGUCCAUUUAAUCCCACAAAACCUCCACUGUCACGCCUUAAGACCACACCCACUAGCAUUGUUGGAGGUUCAUCGGCUGCGGCCAAGGGUAAGAAGAAAUAUGUGAGACGUAAAUUCGGCCGGUUCCAUCCUUUCAACAGGAGCAACAUAAAUACCGGUGAAGGUUUUGUGCGCAAGGAUCCCAGAGGUAAUAUUUUGCCGGGUACCGAUCGUUUCAAGGUGCAAAAUAAUGGUGAAGACUACGAGGAAUAUGAAGAUGAGGAAGAGGAACAACAGGAGGUAAAUCCGGUGAAACCGAAAUUCACAGUAACUCCAAGGCCCACAAAUGUGCCCAGGACAGUGGUGACCCGACCUCCGCUCUUCAAUAGGCCAAAUAUUUUGGGUAAACCCAAGAUUGGUGCGGCCAAUACCCCAGCUCCCGGAGGAGAGAAUGAAGCCGAAGAGGAAGAAGAUGAUGAGGAAGAUGAAGACGAGGAUGAUGAAGAAGAUGAGGAUGAAGAUGAAGACGAGGAAGAGGACGAAGAAUCGGAGGGAGAAAACAAAGAGGAACACAAGAAUAGACCUAAUGUACCCACCAAGGUUGUGAAUAUACCCGGUAAGGGUAAUGUUCCCAAGUCACCACUCAAACCCAAGGAUAAUCGUGUAUUGCCCGGCUCUAGACCUGCCCUGCCCUCGACGGGUGGCAAACAAUCCAACAAUCCUUCACGGGUGGUCAACAUACCCAAUCGUCCCGGCUCUGGUCGCCCUGGCCAACAACCCACCACCCCAACCUCAAACCGUUUCGGCAUCAGUCGUGCCACCAACAAACCGCGCGUUGUUAACCGUCCACCGGGUGUAGUGCCGCCAAGUCUAACCAUUAAACCAGUGGCCACAAACUUUGAAGCAACCACACCACUAAUACCUACUAAACCAGCUCCGUUCAUACCAAUUAACACGCCCGCCUAUGAGCGCAAAUACACUGGGCCUUCCACCACGGAAGCCACCUCCACAGAUAUUGACACCUCUCUGAUCGAAGAUCUUGAUAUUGAGGCUCUGAAUGCCCGCAAUAAGAAGAUCUUCGAUAUCAACAGCAAGAAACACACCACAAACAAACCCAAAAUUGUCAUACCAUUCUAUAAUCCCGAAACACAGGAAGACAACAGUGGGGAACAGAAGCCGGAGGUGGAUGAGGUGCUGCAACAAAAGGUAUUGAUCCAAGAGCAAAAUGCCGAGUACACCACAACGGCACCAGCCACAGACGAUGACGGGGAAGGUGAUCAAGAUACUAACACUACCUAUGACAUGGCUAUGGACUAUGAGACCACAACGCCACUAACCCCAACAGCUGAGGAUCAAAUGCCUUUGGGUGAUGUACCACCGGCGGCUUCCCAGCCAGAAAGUGGAGAACAAGACAGCAUUGAAACCACAACUCUUGAGACACCCACAGAAUCCAUACAAUUUACACAACCCGAAACAAUGGAUGAUACCAUGUCCUCCAGCACCACAACACCAUUACCACCACCACAACAACCCAGUACACCGGAAGCUAGCACUUCCACCAUUUCACCAAUUAAUGGUUUUGCCACCACUACACCCGCCACGACAUCUGUGGACGACACUCUUCUCCAUGGCACCUCUGUUUCUAACACCAACAACAUUGAUCAAGCACAAGUAAAUGUUAAUGCGAUUUCUUCAUCACAGGAUUCCCAGGAAUUGGCGCCCAAAUCGGGUGGCAUUACCACCACCCAACCGCCCAGCACCACAUUGCUGCAUGUCUUCACUUUGUCGGAUGAUGAAAAUGCCACCAUGAAUCCCAUAACAGAAGUGGCACCACAAUACGAACCGGAAUCGGUACAGGAAAUAGCAUUGCCACCCCAAAAGGUGGCUGAGGUUAAUCGUGUGGUUGAGAUCAUCACCAAGGAAGAGAAGCGGGUCAGAGAUCCAAUUACCCAUGAAUUGGUGCCUGUACCCGGUUCGGCUGUCUAUCGUGUUGAGUCAUUGCCCAAGGUUGAGAAAAUCGGUGAGGUGAAUUUGGUGAAAUAUAUUCACCUGGUACGUGGUGGUGAUAUUAAGAUUGAAGGUCGUAGCUCGGUAACGGAUUACACACCCAUUGAGUUGACCAGCCACAGAGUAUCGCAACCGGUACGUAAUUCCCUGCCUGAGGGUAUUAGUGAAAGCGAUCGUUAUGGUAAGUCUGCGGUACCAGAGGUGCUAAGGGAAAUUGAAACCUCCACCAUACCACUGGAGGGACUUUUCGAUGCCAACAUACGUAAGGGUAAACUUAUAGAUGGCAUGGAGGAGAGUACCGUUUCGCCGCUAGAGGGCGUCACUGAACCCUAUGUAAGGCAAGAAAGCUCGACUCAAGCAACGCCUAGUGUAUUGACCACCACCACCACCACAACCACCACGCCAAUUCCACCUCAAACAUUUACAGAGGGCUACAAGACAUUCAGUUCUUAUCUGGAGGAGCAGGCCAAGGCUUCGAGCGGUAAAACCGAACAGGAAGCUCACACCGAGGACAUGACCAACACACAACCUCAGUCGGAUAUAAUUGUGGUCAAGACACCAGAAUCGAUUGAGACCACAAGCACCUCUACCACCACUACGACCUCUACGGAAGCAACAAUUGAAACUGAAUCUACUACGGAAGCGGCGACAACAACCACCUCAAAAGCCACACCGGUACCCGGUGUCUUGUUCCCAUCAUAUGUAAGACCCAUAGUACCCCUAUUACGUCCCGAAUCCAAUGAAUCCUCUCCCCUUGUUAUAUCCAUAGCUAAUUUAGAUAAGGUUAUUUUGAGUAAGGUUACAAAAACAGAAGAAGAAGAACAACAGCAACAACAACAACAAGAACAACAACAGUCACAAGAAAUCUCCGAAGCAGAAAUAAAUCAGGAACCAACCCCCACUACCACAACAACAACGACAAGCACAGAAUCCCCCACAACAACAACGUCCACCAGCACUACUACCACCACAACAACAACAACAACCACCACCACAACCCCCCAUCCCCCAACAUUACCCUCUCCUCCCUCCCCUGAACGUUUGGCCAAAUUCAUUGAGGCCAAUGGCGGCCCAUCCACAGAUCGUCUAUCCUCCAUUGCCCUGUUAGAUGCCGUUAUUUUGGGUCGUAAACUGGAAGAGGUGUCGUUGCAACAAACCAAUCAAAAUGUCAUUGUACCACAAAUUAUUACAGCCAAGACCACAACUUCCGACCCCAUUAGUAAUGCCAUUUUCACACAUAGCAACUCUGGGGUAGAGACACAAACCGAACAGUCGCGUAACUAUCCGGAAAUAAUAACGGCAAAGACCACGAUUUUGGAGACAAAUACAAAACCGGUGCCACCAUUCUACUACAGUCAAUAUGAAAGCUCUCAGGAACCCUCGGCCUUAGUUGCGGAUCAAUCCGAUUCUGAUGGAGCUUUUUCGGGCCAUUCGGUGGCAAUUGUAAAAGCCCAAUCGGUGAGGCAAGAGGAAGAAAAAGCUUCACCGGAAGUUGUCCACUACUACAAGCAAUCGUACAGAGAGGGUAGGGCCCAGGAUGAGAGUUCCACAUCGCGCACCAGUAACAAUGACAAAUUUAUACGUUAUUCCAUACCUCCGUUGUAUUUCGAUUUAUUAGGUACCGGUACCGUGCCAGAACCACCAAACUGGGAUUUGGUAACAAAACGUAAUGCCCAUAAAUUGGAGGGGGAAGGUCAAACCGAAGUACCUGCAAAGGGUAAUGGGGCCAAACCUCCAUUUUAUUACAGUCCCCCGGUCAGUGCAAGUGAUUCCGAUAAUAUAGGAGCUUUUAGCCAAGCCAUAGCCUCCGCUGUGCCAGCUCCUUUGAUUGGGGCGAGAAAGGGCAAAGCUUUUGAUUUAUUGGCCAAUGCCAAAGAGCAACGGCAAGUAGAGCUUUUCUCCAUAGAUCAAGGCAGCAGUGUUGGUAGAACAAUGAGUAGUACUGGACUACCAAAUAUGAUCGUAACGUCCAGUAGUGAGGUACAUGCCGUCCAAGAACUUUGGCAUGAUCCCAAUGAAAAAACCAUAAGUUGAAGUAAAUCAAUGCGUUGAAGAAGCAAAAAAAAAAUAAUAUUUAAAAUAAAUUUAGGGUUUUAGGUUAGACGUAAAAAAGCUCUGUAAAAAAUAUCCAAAAGUUUUUUUGUUUUUCUCUUAAUUUUUUAUUUUUGUUUUGUUCUCUUAAAGAAAAUAGUUAA
This is a messenger RNA of Musca domestica (house fly), 22520 nucleotides long. RefSeq lists its product as uncharacterized. Lineage: Eukaryota; Metazoa; Arthropoda; Insecta; Diptera; Muscidae. Gene Ontology annotation, biological process: chitin catabolic process; carbohydrate metabolic process. Gene Ontology annotation, molecular function: chitin binding; chitinase activity. Gene Ontology annotation, cellular component: extracellular region. The record is from RefSeq and is a predicted model, not a curated record.